Messenger RNA from Saccostrea echinata, 415 nucleotides. RefSeq lists its product as uncharacterized. The coding region runs from base 39 to 407 and encodes 122 amino acids. The transcript is spliced from 3 exons. Lineage: Eukaryota; Metazoa; Mollusca; Bivalvia; Ostreida; Ostreidae. The record is from RefSeq and is a predicted model, not a curated record.
AUAUAUCAAAUACGUCUGUGAAAUAAAAUAAAUACAAGAUGGAUUUUGAAGUGAAUAAUUUCAAUGAAGUUGAUUCCAUUAAAAACGAACUGGCCAGUAUAAGAAACCAGGACGAAAUCUUAAUGCAGAGCCUGCUUCAGAUCAGUAAGACGAUUCAGAAAGCGGCCUUUGACUCAAAGCCGGUUCCACGACUAACCCUUGGUCACAAAAUCAUCUGCAGACAUGGACACACUAACUGCCUAGGAUACAACAGAACAGAGGAAACGCUGCUAAUUAAAAGAACAGACGCACCACCACAACAUUUAUCAGACUCACUGAGGAACCUUAGAGACAUCACCAGGUCUAUAGAGGAUAUGCCUGUCUCUGAUGCUUCAGAUCUUUCGUCUUCUGACAUUGACUCGGACUAAAAGUCAUC